GCAGCAGCAGGAGGGGGCAGGAGGCGGCGGCGGCAGUGCCCGCAGCCUGCCCGGCACUAGUUGCUCGCGCCCGCGGCAGCAGCUGCUCCUCCGGCUGCUCCCGGGCCCGUCUGCACCUUUCGAGCUUUUAAACCCGGGGCGAGGUUGCGCUUCUUUUUGCAUCUGAUGAGCUUUGCAUUUUUUCUUUAAAUUAAAAAGAGAACAUUUUACAUUUGCUUUCGGCGUCACCUCCUGCCCCCCGAGCGGGCGCCCCGGCUACCCCCGGGACCGGCCCCCGCGCCCUCCCCAGCCUCAGCCUCCCCGGCCUGAUGGCAAAGUUGCGCCGUGGGGCCGCCCCCGACUCCUACUGACGGCGACCAGGGCAAGUGACAUAGGAUGACCCCGGCCUGUCCCCUCUUAUUGUCUGCGAUUCUGUCCCUGCGCCUGACUGCGGCCUUCGACCCUGCCCCCAGCGCCUGCUCGGCACUGGCCUCGGGAGUGCUGUACGGGGCCUUCUCGCUGCAGGACCUCUUCCCCACCAUCGCCUCGGGCUGCUCCUGGACCCUGGAGAACCCAGACCCCACCAAGUACUCCCUCUACCUGCGCUUCAACCGCCAGGACCAGGUGUGCGCCCACUUCUCACCCAGGCUGCUGCCCCUGGACCACUACCUGGCCAACUUCACCUGCCUCCGCCCGGCGCCGGAGCCAGAGCCGGAGCCGAGGCCGGAGCAGGAGCCGGAGCCGGAGCCGGAGCCAGAGCGGGAGCAGGAGCAGGCGCCCGCGGCCGGGCUACGGCAGGAGGAGGAGGAGGCGGGGGGCGGCCUGGAGCUGUGCCAGGGCUCCAACCCCUACACCUUUCUGCACUUUGACAAGAACUUUGUCCAGCUCUGCCUGACGGCGGAGCCCUGGGAGGCACCCCGCUUGCUGGCCCCCUCGGCCCUGGAGUUCCGCUUUGUGGAGGUGCUGCUUAUCAAUAACAAUAAUUCGAGCCAGUUCACCUGCGGGGUGCUGUGCCGCUGGGGCCAGGAGUGCGGGCGGGCCGCGGGCCGGGCCUGUGGCAUCUCCCAGCCGGGCUGCAGCUGCCAGGGGGAGGAGGCUGUGCCCCCAGGCCCCCCCGCCACUGCGACUGCCCCGCCCCUCAGUCAGACCCUCUCCAAUGCCCUGGUGCCGGGGAGCCCGCCGGGGGAGGCUGACCUGCACGCGGGCAGCAGCAAUGACCUCUUCCCACCCGAGAUAAGAUAUGGUGAGGAGCCGGAAGAAGAGCCGAAGGUGAAAACCCAGUGGCCCAGGUCAGCAGACGAGCCCGGAGUGUACAUGGCGCAGACAGGAGACCCAGCAGCUGAGGAGUGGUCUCAGUGGAGCGUGUGCUCUCUGACGUGUGGGCAGGGCCUUCAGGUUCGGACUCGCUCCUGCGUCUCCUCCCCGUAUGGGACGUUGUGUAGUGGGCCACUGCGGGAGACUCGGACCUGCAACAACACGGACACCUGUCCAGUUCCUGGCCUGUGGGAGGAGUGGGGGCCCUGGAGCCUGUGUUCCCGCACCUGCGGGCGGGGGUCCCGGAGCCGGACGCGGAGCUGUGUGCCCCCCCAGCACGGUGGGAAGACCUGCGAAGGUCCCGAGCUGCAGACUAAGCUCUGCAACCUGGCUGCCUGUCCGGUGGAAGGUCAGUGGCUGGAGUGGGGCCCCUGGAGCCGCUGCUCCGUGUCCUGUGCUAAUGGGACCCAGCAGCGCAGCCGCCGGUGUAGUGUGACGGCCCACGGCUGGGGCGAGUGCCGGGGUGCCCAUGCUGAUGCCCGAGAAUGCAGCAACCCGGAGUGCCCAGCUGAUGGCAAGUGGGGCCCAUGGAAUCCUUGGAGCCUGUGCUCCAAGACCUGUGACACAGGCUGGCAGCGACGCUUCCGCAUGUGCCAGGGGACAGGGGUGCAGGGAUACCCCUGUGAGGGCAGCGGUGAGGAGGUGAAGACAUGCAAUGAGAAGAAGUGUCCAGCCCUCCAUGAGAUGUGCAGGGAUGAGUACGUCAUGCUGAUGACCUGGAAGAAGACUGCCGCGGGAGAAAUCAUCUACAACAAAUGCCCGCCCAACGCCACAGGGUCUGCCAGCCGCCGCUGCCUGCUCAGCGCCCAGGGCGUGGCCUACUGGGGCCUGCCCAGCUUCGCCCGGUGCAUCUCGCACGAGUACCGCUACCUGCACCUUUCGCUGCGGGAACACCUGGCCAAGGGCCAGCGGAUGCUGGCUGGCGAGGGCAUGUCUCAGGUGGUCCGAAGCCUGCUGGAGCUUCUGGCCCGGCGCACCUACUACAGCGGGGACCUGCUCUUCUCUGUGGACAUCCUGAGGAACGUCACCGACACUUUCAAGAGAGCCACCUAUGUGCCCUCGGCAGAUGAUGUCCAGCGCUUCUUUCAGGUUGUCAGCUACAUGGUGGAUGCCGAGAACAAGGAGAAGUGGGAUGAUGCUCAACAGGUGUCCCCAGGCUCUGUGCACCUGCUGCGGGUGGUGGAGGAUUUCAUCCAUCUGGUGGGGGAUGCGCUCAAGGCUUUUCAGAGUUCCCUCAUCGUCACCGACAACCUGGUGAUCAGCAUCCAGAGGGAGCCGGUGUCUGCCGUCUCUAGCGACAUCACUUUUCCCAUGCGGGGCCGCCGGGGCAUGAAGGACUGGGCCCGGCACUCAGAGGACCGGCUCUUCUUGCCCAAGGAGGUGCUGAGCCUCCCAUCUUCUGGUAAGACCUGCCCUGCACUAGGCCGGGGGGCCAGGCCGGGUCACAUACCCAUGGCCCCCUCGACCCUGUGUCUCCCUCUACCCCCAGAAACCGAUGAAUCCUCCUACUUUGUGAUCGGAGCCGUGCUGUACCGGACUCUGGGCCUCAUCUUGCCGGCCCCCAGGCCCCCGCUGGCAGUUAGUUCCAGGGUCCUGACGGUCACAGUCCGGCCGCCCACCAAGCCGACGGAACCCCUCAUUACUGUGGAGCUGUCUCACGUCAUCAAUGGUACCUCAGAUCCCCACUGUGCCACAUGGGAUUACUCUAGAGCGGACGCCAGCUCCGGGGAGUGGGACACAGACAGCUGCCAGACCCUGGAGACCCAGCCGGCCCACACACGUUGCCAGUGCCAGCAGCUGUCUACUUUUGCCGUCCUUGCGCAGUUGCCCAAGGACCUGAGUCUGGAGCUCUCAGGUGCCCCCUCCGUGCCCCUCAUGAUCGGCUGCGCUGUUUCCUGCAUGGCCCUGCUCACCCUUCUUGCCAUCUAUGCUGCCUUUUGGAGAUUCAUCAAGUCCGAGCGCUCCAUCAUCCUCCUGAACUUCUGUGUCUCUAUCCUGGCCUCCAACGUGCUCAUCCUGGUGGGGCAGUCCCAGAUCCUGAGCAAGGGCGUCUGCACCAUGACGGCGGCGUUCCUUCACUUCUUCUUCCUCUCCUCCUUCUGCUGGGUGCUCACGGAGGCCUGGCAGUCCUACCUGUCCGUCAUCGGCCGCAUCCGCACACGCCUGGUCCGCAAGCGCUUCCUGUGCCUGGGGUGGGGCUUGCCCGCUCUGGUGGUGGCUGUGUCAGUCGGCUUCACCCGAACGAAAGGCUACGGCACAGCCAGCUACUGCUGGCUCUCCCUGGAGGGGGGGCUUCUCUAUGCCUUCGUGGGCCCCGCGGCGGUCAUCGUGCUGGUAGGUGCUCCUUGCCUCGGGUCCCUGGGCAUACAGGGUCAGCCGGACCAUCCCCCUGCCUCUGGGCCAGCUCUGGAGGGAGUCAGGGAAGGGGAAGGGACAAAAGUCAGACGGGGGCCUCUGAACGAGGGCUCUGAUCCUUUCUCCCGGACCCGGAGGGGUCCCCGCAGCGCAAAAAGCUCCCAACCCGGUCCGGGGAUUGGGGGUGCCGAGGGGCCGUGUGCCCACCACCUUCUUUGCUCCCUGGGGCCUGCCUGGGCUCCCGUGGUCUGCUGUCCCCACCUGGAUGUCCCUGUCCCCACCCCGGGACAGGCCCCCAUCCUCUUCCAGGUCCUCUUCGCCAUCUUCAACUCUGUCCAGGGCUUUGUCAUCAUCGCCGUGCACUGCUUUCUGCGAAGAGAGGUCCAAGAUGUAGUGAAAUGCCAGAUUGGGGUUUGCAAGAGCCAGGACAAUGAGAACUCGCCCGGAUCCUGUAAGAAUGGGCAGAUCCAGGUCAUGACAGAUUUUGAAAAGGACGUGGACUUGGCGUGUCAGACAGUUCUGUUCAAGGAAGUCAAUACCUGCAACCCUUCCACCAUCACAGCCACACUGUCCCGCCUGUCGCUGGAUGAGGAUGAGGACUCCAAACCCUGCCUCAUGGGCACAGAGAGUGGGCUAAACUUCUCCCCACUGCCGGGCAACAUCUUGGUGCCCAUGCCAGUGCCCUCCCCUGGUGUGGGCGAGCCCCCCCAUGCGCAUGACAGCAACCCCGUGUACAUGUGUGGGGAGAGCAGCCUCCGGCAGCUGGACUACACCUGGCUGCGGUCUGGGGACCCCGGGAGCGAGGGGGAGUACACGGUGCUGCCCCGGAGGACUCUGAGCCUCCAGCCUGGUGCCCGCGAGGAGACCAAGCGGGCCAGGCCCGAGGGCACCCCUCGGCGCGGGGGGAAGGGGCUGACCCAGACGGAGGCCUACCCCAGCUUCUUGUCCGUGGACCAUGUGGGCCUGGGGCUGGGCCCGGCCUAUGGAACUCUGCAGAACCCCUAUGGGGUGCCCUUCCAGCCCCCGCCCCCAGCCCCAUCGGGCACUCGCCAGGGCCCCACCCCCGAGCCGGGCGAACGCAGCCGCACCAUGCCCCGAACCGUGCCUGGCUCCACCAUGAAGCUGGGCUCUCUGGAGCGGAAAAAGCUACGCUACUCAGACCUGGAUUUUGAGAAGGUGAUGCACACACGGAAGAGACACUCAGAGCUCUACCACGAGCUGAACCAGAAAUUCCACACCUUCGAUCGCUACAGGGGCCCGGCCUCAGGCAAGAGAGAAAAGCGCUGGAGUGUGUCGUCAGGCGGGGCUGAACGCAGCGUUUCCACUGAGAAGAUAAGCCCAGGAGAGAGGCCCCCUUCUCAGCAACAGCAGCAGCAGCAGCAGCAACAACAGCAACAGCAGCAACGACAUCAGAGUUGGAGCACCUUCAAGGCAAUGACACUGGGCUCACUGCCCCCCAAACCCCGUGAGCGGAUGGGGCUGCACCGGACCCCCCGCUGGGAAUCGGCAGGCCUGGGUCUGGAUGCAUCUGACGGUGACUUCCAGACGGAAGUGUGAGCCCUGGCCAGUGUCCAGGCACCUAUAAAUAUAUAUAUAUAUCUCUAUUUUCACACUCCAAUUUGGAAAAAAACCAAGGAGCCAGGGACCCCCCUUUUCUCUUCUCGUGUGCGGUCUUGGCCCUUGGAGGGAGACACAGCCGGACUCUGGCUCCAGACAAGGUGGAGACCCUGGAGACGAGAGGGGUGGGCUGGACUCCAGAGACCUGCUUCUGGCCCGGGAAGGAGGCACAAUCAGGGGCCCCCUCCUCAUUUUUCAGAGCCUAUAGCCCCAGGCCACCAUGUCUCCUGCCCCCAAGCCUGUCCGUGCGUUUGUCUGUCCCACCCUGGGCUGGGGGGGAUCUUUGUUGGGAAUAAAGUUCGCUCUGUGGA
Messenger RNA from Sarcophilus harrisii (Tasmanian devil), 5576 nucleotides. It is a transcript of the gene ADGRB2, whose product is annotated as adhesion G protein-coupled receptor B2. Gene Ontology annotation, molecular function: G protein-coupled receptor activity. Gene Ontology annotation, cellular component: plasma membrane. Gene Ontology annotation, biological process: G protein-coupled receptor signaling pathway; negative regulation of angiogenesis; cell surface receptor signaling pathway. The record is from RefSeq and is a predicted model, not a curated record. Lineage: Eukaryota; Metazoa; Chordata; Mammalia; Dasyuromorphia; Dasyuridae.